GCCGGACGCCGAGGAGCGGCGGCUGCUGCCAGCAUGUUCCCGGGCCAGCUGCCUUGCUCCUGCGACACCUUCGUGGCGCUGCCGCCCGCUGCGGCGGGGGCCCGCGUCGUCUUCGGGAAGAACUCGGACCGGCCGGCGGACGAGGUGCAGGAGGUCGUGCACUUCCCGGCCGCCGCGCACCCGCCCGGCGCCGCGCUGGAGUGCACUUACAUCACGAUCGAGCAAGUGGAGAAGACGUGCGCCGUGGUCCUGAGCCGGCCCGCCUGGCUUUGGGGGGCUGAGAUGGGCGCCAACGAGCACGGCGUGUGCAUCGGGAACGAAGCGGUGUGGGGCAGAGAGGAGGUGGGCGAUGAGGAAGCGCUCCUCGGCAUGGACCUCGUAAGGCUUGGACUUGAAAGAGCAGACACAGCUGAAAAAGCUCUUACUGUCAUAGUUGAUUUGCUAGAAAAAUAUGGACAGGGAGGAAACUGUAUGGAGAGUCACAUGGCAUUUACGUACUAUAACAGCUUUCUGAUAGCUGACAGAAAGGAAGCAUGGGUGCUGGAGACAUCAGGAAAAUACUGGGCAGCAGAAAAAGUAGAAGGAGGUGUACGAAAUAUUUCCAACCAGCUCUCUAUCACAACCAAGAUUGACAGAGAACACCCAGGACUGAGGGAAUACGCCAAAGGCAAAGGCUGGUGGGAUGGGGAAAAGGAAUUUGAUUUCGCUGCCACGUAUUCUUAUGUAAAUACAGCCAGAAUGACCACAUCCAGAGGACGAUAUUGUGAAGGCUAUAAACUUCUGAACAAACACAAAGGAUCUAUCACUUCUGAAAUAAUGAUGGGAAUUCUUCGUGACAAAGAGAGUGGCAUUAAUAUGGAAGGUGGAUUUAUGACAACUGGAAGCAUGGUGUCUGUACUGCCUCAGCAGCCUAAUCUGCCAUGUAUUCACUUCUUUACUGGAACUCCAGAUCCUGCAAGGUCUGUAUUCAAGCCUUUCAUUUUUGUGCCCAGUGUUACUCAGUUGCUGAAAACCAGCUCCCCUACUUUUGGCCAAGAUGAUCCAGUUAAGAAGCAACCACGUUUUCAGACUAAGCCAGAUCGAAGACACGAGCUCUAUAAAAAACAUGAAAGUGCUGCUGUAGUUAUGGAAACUACCGAGGGCAAAGGUAAAGAGAUGCUGAAAGAUAUACAGGAGUUGGAGAAACGGAAGAUAAAUGAAAUGGAAUCAAUCCUGCAAAAUGGAUGUCUCGACACUAGCCAAGCAGUUAACCUUUUUUCACAGUGUGUAGAAGAAGAACUCAAAAUAUAUAGCUAAAACUACUAUUUGAAUGUGAUAAAAUUCAGCUUUAUGAUGAACUUUUCUAAAGAAGUGGCUAUAUAGAUUACAUCCUAUUUUCAAUAUGCCAGUUAGUAUGGACAGUUUUAAAGACGUGCAUUCAUAUUCAGGCCAAACAGCUUUUGGUUGUAUGAAGCAAUGCUGAAAAGGUUCUUAAGAGCUAGGCAGUGGCUUUGUACGUGGCAUAAAGCUGUCAGCAGAGAUUGAUUUUGCCAAGAAACAGCUGCAGUUAGACUGUAAUAGCUUGAUUAAAUUGUGGGACAACCCCGUCUCCAGAUGAAGAACAACUCGGAUUUGGAGAACUCGGUUCUAGUGUACGCACAUGUAGCUUUUAUAGUCAAGAUAAUCAUAGCAGAAUUUCAUAUUGCCAGAAUUAAAAUGGCCAUGGUGAAGGACUUUCUAAAAUAUAGAAGCUAUUACUUGCACUGAAUAAAAAUGAUAUGCAAAGUCAAGUAAGAUUGAUAUUCAGAUGUUUGAUAAAACCAUUCUAAGGUACAUGUCAUAUAUGAACCUUCUAUUCCUUCAGUGCAAAAAUGAGGUUAAGAGUUCAAGGUAUAUUAGAACCAAAUCACAGUUACAAUUUUAGCAUGAUUUGUUGUGAAAUCUGAUUACAUGGAAUUCAGUGAUGCAAGCACUCUGCAAGUUACCACACAAUUUUCACUUCCCAUUAUUUUCCCCACCCUGAUACUGAAAAAUAAACUUACUUACA
Messenger RNA from Pezoporus occidentalis (night parrot), 2026 nucleotides. It is a transcript of the gene SCRN3, whose product is annotated as secernin 3. Gene Ontology annotation, molecular function: dipeptidase activity; cysteine-type exopeptidase activity. NCBI's taxonomy places the organism in Eukaryota, Metazoa, Chordata, Aves, Psittaciformes, Psittacidae. The transcript is spliced from 7 exons. The record is from RefSeq and is a predicted model, not a curated record. Gene Ontology annotation, biological process: proteolysis. The coding region runs from base 34 to 1296 and encodes 420 amino acids.